UGUUUACAUUAUAAUUUACGCGGCGCAGAGUAGCUAUAAUAACCGCUAGCGCACUGAUACGCUUCUGCAUAUUUGCAUAUUGCCAUUAAGCCAUAAAGUCUGUUUACCAGGGCCACAGUGCAGCCCUCAGCUAUUGCGAUACGCGCGUCUAUAGCUUCUUCUUCUAUACCUGUGUAUAACGUAUCAACGUAUGUAUAAAUCGUAUACACACGUACGCGCCCACGCGAGCUUGGUAUUGAUAACUCACACACGUAUAAUGUAUCUAUAUAGGCUUUAGCGGCGCUGUCGCGCACAGACGCACAUAUCACGAUGCGGAGGGAGGAGCGCGCAUAGUGUUCCGUCUGAUUGUUCACUUUGCGGAAUCGCAAAACAAAGCUCUCUCAUACGUAUACUUAAUUUUUCUUAGAUUUAGCGGCGCUGAUCGGCGAACAAGUGACUCUUCGGAGCAAGAAACAUGGCUGUGACCAGUAAAAUCUCGUUCAUCCUUUCGGCCAUCAUCACGGUGCUCCUGUUCUCGGGGAUGCAGAUGUACAAAAGUUGGCUGAUAUCUUCCAAACUGCAUAUUGUCUUUGGGGGAUACAUCGGAUCUCUGGUAUUUCUAUUUCUACUCACUGCACUGGGCAAUCUAGAAUCCAUUCUGUUUGGCAAAUCGUUUCAAAUGAAACUCUUCCCUGAAGUGUUCAUGUCACUGGCUGUGUCCCUAGUGGCCUCUGGAUUGAUACAUCGUGUUGCCACUACAACGUGCUUCCUAUUCUCUGUGGUUACUCUCUAUUACAUCAACCGUAUCUCUCAGGAGACAUAUUCAACGGUUGUACCUCCCGUGACCGUGCACACAAAAAAGAAAAAGUAGAUGCGUAGACUUUUUUCAACUUUUUUACUGAUAAAAAUUAUAAUUCAUUAUUGAUAAUUCGACAAUAAAAAUUCUAAUAAAAACAAUAUCAUCAAA
Messenger RNA from Nasonia vitripennis (jewel wasp), 946 nucleotides. RefSeq names its product protein KRTCAP2 homolog. Bases 455 to 850 code for a protein of 131 amino acids. The record is from RefSeq and is a predicted model, not a curated record. The transcript is spliced from 3 exons. Lineage: Eukaryota; Metazoa; Arthropoda; Insecta; Hymenoptera; Pteromalidae.